AUGCCUUUAAAAGCCAAUAAAGGCAUUUCUCAACAGGGACAAGGAGGUCAGCUCUCCACUAUGUUCCACCUGGGUGUCAGAGACAAACCCUGCAGAAGUUAUCGCUGUAUCGAGGAUCAAGGAUUAAAAGAGAAAGGACCAGCAGGGGAAGGGAUGGAGGUCAAAGUGGACGUGCAGUCUGAAGAGAUGAAUUCUAACCACAGUGACACAAGCCAGGCUCUGAUUCAAGACAGGGAUCCCAAGAGAAUCAACAAGAGUCUCAAGGUCACGUUUGAGGAUGUGAUUGCAGAGCCUCCCUCUGUGCGGAGCUUUGAUAAAGUAUGGCUGUGGAGUCACGCCCUAUUUGAAGUGGCCAGGUUGUGGUUCUACUGUUUCAUCUCCCUCCUGCUGGCAGUACCGCUCUCACUGGCUGCAGGGCUCCUCUUCGCUGUGCUCAGCUGCCUCCACAUCUGGUUGAUCAUGCCCUUUGUGCAGCUCCUUCUUAUCAACAUGCACUGGAUCAGGACGGUGUGGAGCAGCAUACUGAACAUUCUCAUCAGCACCUACUUUAGCAGUAUUGGAAAGUGCUGCGGCCGGAUCACCAUCCAUCUGGAAAGACAUGAAGACAGAUAG
This is a messenger RNA of Labrus bergylta (ballan wrasse), 612 nucleotides long. NCBI's taxonomy places the organism in Eukaryota, Metazoa, Chordata, Actinopteri, Labriformes, Labridae. The record is from RefSeq and is a predicted model, not a curated record.